CUCUGCAAUUGUGUGUACAAUGUGGAAUGUCUGGAUUGCUCGUAAUGGAAUGGUCUUUGAAGGAAAGGUGUUCUCCCCGUCUAUUGUGGCAAUUCUAGCUGAUAGAGAUUUUUAAAGGGUUAAGGAAGCGUGGACUUCAGGCACAGUUUCCCCUUCUUCCAGAUCAGCCGGUUUGCCUUCUCAGCUUGGGAGUUCUCGGUCGACGACCUUAUCACCGCCUGGUCCUUUUAGUAAGGUUGUGCAAUGUGAUGGUUCCUUUGUUUCUGAUGCACAAAUGGCGGGAUAUGGUAUUGCUAUUGCUAAUUUCCACGGGCAGGUUAUCGACGGGAAAGCUGAGAGAUUCUUUUGUUCUUCUCCGAUUCAAGCGGAAGCUGUUGCAAUUCUUAAUGCAGUUAUCUUGGCAGCCCUGGAUCCAGUCCCAACGUGUGUCCGAUCGGAUUGUCAGAGAUUGACGAUUGCGUUGAAACAGGAUCCGAGCCUUUGGCCUUGGCAAUGCCGGGCAACUCUUGCCCGGGUUGUUUCCAUUCUCUGUGUCUCUCCGUGGAUCGUGGUUGAGUUUGUUCCCCGUCGAUUCAAUGCCUUGGCGGAUUGGAUUGCGAGAAACUCUCGUCUUGAUCUCCUUCCUCCUGAAUGGAUUGUCAUUGCUGAUAUUGUCGCUCCAUUAUUGUAAUUGUAUUGCUUCCUACUUGUGUGGGUUUGGAAUGUAAUGAUGAUUGAUGUUGUAAAAAAAAAACCCCGUAGACUGAGAGGGAGAAGAAAGAAUUGGUAUAUUCUGUUGUUUAGGGGUCUUUUUGUUUGAGUUUCAACUUCACCCCUCACCCUUCCUAAACCAUGCUUACCUACUGCUUCUUGAAAUCAGCAAAUAAAUCAGAGAAUUUGGG
Linum trigynum is the source of this 881-nucleotide messenger RNA. NCBI's taxonomy places the organism in Eukaryota, Viridiplantae, Streptophyta, Magnoliopsida, Malpighiales, Linaceae. The record is from the annotation of a GenBank genome assembly.